Molecule: messenger RNA, 768 nt
Organism: Trypanosoma rangeli
Lineage: Eukaryota; Euglenozoa; Kinetoplastea; Trypanosomatida; Trypanosomatidae
Product: protein ARV1
Exons: 1
Coding region: 1-768 (255 amino acids)
Biological process (GO): regulation of plasma membrane sterol distribution; sphingolipid metabolic process; sterol metabolic process
Cellular component (GO): Golgi apparatus; cortical endoplasmic reticulum
Source: RefSeq, a predicted model, not a curated record
AUGCCCAGGUGCAUCGAAUGCAACUCUUUUGUUCAACGAAUUGUUGAGCCGGAGACGGAGAUGGUUGAUAAGUGUGUAAUGUGCGGGAAAUGCUGCGACAAGUACUAUGAAUUUGCUGAUGUUCAAAAGUGGCUUGAUGUUGUUCUGUUGGAGAGGCGUGCCUGGAUUCAUGUGCUGUAUAAUCAGCGAGAUAUUUUUUUGUCGUUAUUCCUUGCGGCAGUUGUUUGUUGCAUGAUAGAGGCCUAUGUCGUGCGAAUCACGUCUGUUUAUGCCGACUUGAGAAAGAACAAGUUUCUUUUUUCAGCGACGGAGGAGAGAAAUUUGAGUAGAGAGGAUAGUCUGCAGCUUGUGAUAAACCUUCGUUCAGACAUAUUGCCGCUCAUGAUGUACCCCGACACGUGGCCCACGCUAUUCCUACAUGCGUGUAUGGAGUACUUCCUCUGCUUGGUUGCAGCUGUUUGGAUUGGUGUUCAGUCACAGCAUGGCGUUGCCUCCGGCCAGGAGGAUGCGAUGGCUACGUGGGCAACUUCUGUGAGUCUCACCUACACGGCGAAGCUUGGAUAUGUCGUGUUUUUGGUAUGGCGCAUUCCAAUUCCUUUAGUUGUUGUUGUGGAUUUCGUCUUUCUUCUCUGGAUGGUGCGGGGAUUCAGCAUCACGGCCAGCAACCACCCCAGCCGGCUGCUGGGCAUUGUUGCGGUUGCUGUACCUCUGCUUGCGCGAGUCCUUUUUCGUUACUUUACCGGGUGGGGCCCACAACUUAUAUUUUGA